This is a messenger RNA of Oncorhynchus tshawytscha (Chinook salmon), 3477 nucleotides long. Its product is annotated as glypican-5-like. Gene Ontology annotation, biological process: cell migration; positive regulation of canonical Wnt signaling pathway; regulation of protein localization to membrane. Gene Ontology annotation, cellular component: cell surface; plasma membrane; extracellular region. The record is from RefSeq and is a predicted model, not a curated record. The transcript has 9 exons. Bases 424 to 2256 code for a protein of 610 amino acids. Lineage: Eukaryota; Metazoa; Chordata; Actinopteri; Salmoniformes; Salmonidae.
CAAGGAAUAGCCAACAUCUAUGAACAAAGAACCCACUAUAUAAUUUUGCACUUUAAGAACGUUUUUCUGUUAGUCAAUCUUGUGUGAUGUUUCAAACCGAGAAUUUCAAAGAUAGUGUAGGCCGGUUUGCGCGGUGUGUGAGAGAGAGAGGGUGCGAGAGAGAGAGCGCUCAGCUGUAUCCAAAGAACAGCGUUUCACUUUCUGAAGUGCAUGGAUUUUAACUGGAAAGCCCACUGAGAGAGGGAACGUCGUGCGCUCUAAUGAACAGACCCAAAAUGUGAUAUUCUAACAGAUCGAUCCAGUUGAUAAGGACUGCGAAUUUAUUUUGGGAUUGUAUUACUUAAAUAGCUUAUUCGGCUACUUUUACAAACGACCAUACCACUGCUAGGAUACCUUGAUAGUCUAUCUGAUUGAAAUGGUGCGAUGUUCCAAACAAUACUCCAACGCGUUGACUUUUGGUUGAUUUACCUGACAGUUGUACUAUGUGGAGCUUCAGGUGCAGGAGUGCACAGUUGCCAUGAGGUUAAAACGGCGUUUCAAUUGCGCCAGAUCGGUCCGUUGAAAUGGGUCCCCGAGGCACCUGGAACAGAUGGCGAGCUGCAGAUCUGCAAGCACACAGGCCCGUCGUGUUGCACACGCAAGAUGGAGGAGAGUUACCAGGCAGCAGUGCGCAGAGAGACUCUCCAGAAUAUCCGUUCCUACAGCUUUGAGCUCAAGUACCUCAUCGUGGGCCACGCCUCUGCCUUCCAGGACACGUUCCAGUCUCUGCUAUCCUUCACUCUGAACCUGACCACUGGUCUGUUUGACAGUGCCUAUGAGCCCCUCUCCCAGGACGCUCGCCCCCUGGUGGCAGACCUCUUCUCCGACCUCUCUCUCUUCCUGGGAGGAGACGGCAACACCUCCAUGGAGCGCUCUGUGCACCGCUUCUACGACAACCUCUUCCCGCUGGUUUACCGGCGUCUGGUCAACCCUGGGCUGGCCUCGGCCCCACCCUUCUCUGAGCACAGCGAGUGUCUGCGCAUGACACGCCAGGAUGUCAACCCAUUUGGGUCCCACCCCCGUGUCCUGGCCGAGGGGCUGACCCGCGCUCUGAGCGCAGGACGGGCACUGAGCCAGGCGCUGGUGAUAGGGGCAGAGGUGCUGAAUGCCACAGAGCGGGCGGGGCUGGCCAGGGAGUGUGGGCGGGCUCUGGUGAGGAUGCAGUACUGCCCCCACUGCAGGGGCCUGACCCUGAUCCGGCCGUGUGGAGGACUGUGUCUGAAUGUGAUGCGGGGCUGCUUGGUAGGGCUCUCGGAGCUGGACGGGCCCUGGAGGCGCUACGUGGCCCUGCUGCAGGAACUGACAGGGGCCCUGGCUGAAGGCCAAGACCUGGAGCUGGCUCUGCAGGGCAUCAGGAACCACGUCAAUGACGCUAUCCUGCACGCACAGCUGCACGGGCCACGUAUCAGUGCCAUCGUUGAUAAAGUGUGUGGGCCUCUCACAGACACUCCGUCAGUGACAAGCAUACGUUCCACCUUGAAGGUCAUGACCUCUGUGAGUACCUCCCCGACCUCGAUGGUGAUGACGUCCUCCCCAGCUGAGGUCACACGGGACCACUUGUCGCAUACCAGGAGGUCCUUUCCUCUGAAACCAUCCAAGAAUAAUAAGCCUAGAAGUCUAAAAAAGAUCUCAAGAGAGUUUAUGGGCUAUAUCCAACGCUACAGGUCCUUCUUCUCUGCGUUGCCAGAGAUGCUUUGUGAGAGUGAGAUGGUGGUGGAUGACUUCACCUGCUGGAGCGGGGAGGAUGUGGUGGAGAGUUAUGUGGGCCGUGUUGUGGGUAACGGCCUUCAGGCCCAGAAAAACAACCCAGAGAUCAAGGUCCGCAGCAUCGACCCCAUCCUGGUGGGAGCUAGAGACAGACUAGAACAUUUCAAAUGGGAAAUGCAGGGUCAGAUGGGCUGGACGACAGACUGGGGGGGGUGGGUGGAGAAGGGCAGUGGGACGAGGGAAGAGGCCAGCGGAGAGUGUGACGAUGAGGACGGAUGUCAAGGAUCUGGAGAUGAAGAUUUAACCAAUGAGAGAGUGGACGUGGCCAGCACUCAUGUUCCUUUUGGGAAGAGCCCAGCAGUCAGGGAGCCCCCAUGGCACGUCCCCACUGCCCAACCCCCACCACAGGUAGCUGUGAGAGCUGCGGGUCACACCCCAACACCCCACCCAGCUAUCACCAUCACCCUCAUCCUCCUGUCUGCCCUGGCGUUACCAUGGCACCCACUCUGAAACCCCCUCCGCUAAUCACACCGACUGAGCACACAUGAGAGGUGGGGAGCAUUCACAAGAAGGAAAAGCAGGAAGAGGAGGAUGAGAAAAAGGACAAGAGGAGGAGCUCGCCAGCGAACCUGUUGCUUUCCCUCAACUGCUCCCUGUUUGUUAGUGGGAGCUGGGCUGCAUGGCUGUGUUUGUGCGAUGUAGGAUGUGUCUCAUAAAAUCUCUCUCUCCCUUGCUGCCUUCUCCACUGCUGCCUUCUCCACUGCUUUUUCCUCACUGCCUCCUCCUCUCUGGUUCUCUGGACUGCCUGGUCUGUUGACCAUCAGAUGUGGCCAGCUACACAUCCCACUGCUCUCUAGUAGGGACAACCAUGGUUCUGGUGGUUCUCCUGCGGUCCUUAGAUUUAGGAACAGUAAAGUUCACAAACAGUGCUGAACUGAAGAAUGUAAUCAGGCCCUACAAAGACAAUCUCUCCUCACCUCUCUACACGCAAAGUCAACCGUCAUGUUCUCUGGAGUCUCUCCAUUUGUUACUUAGUUUGCAUUUGAUUAUGCCACCUGUUAAUAGUCACCGAGCAUACUAUACAUGUUUAUAUGGUCCCAUGUGGGACUUAUAUUGUGUAUUCAUGUGUGGGUAUUUGUUUGUGUGUGUUUAUUUACCUAUAUUUACGUCUACAUGUUUCGUGAAAAAGUAUUUGCCCUUUUCUGAUUUUCUCUAUUUUUGCAUAUUUUUGAUACUGAAUGUUAUCAGAUCUUCAACCAAAAGCUAAUGUUAGAUAAAGGGAACCUGAGUUUACAAAUAACAAAAACAUUUAUACUUAUUUUAUUUAUUUAAUUAACAAAGUUAUGCAACACCCAAUUCCCCUGUGUGAAAGGUAAUUGCCCCCUUACACUCAAUAACUGGUUCUGCCACCUUAAGUUGCAAUGACUGCAACCAGAUGCUUCCUGUAGUUGUUGAUCAGUCUCUCACAUCGCUGUGGAGGAAUGUUAGCCCACUUUUGAAUGCAGAACUGCUUUAACGCAGCGACAUUUGUGAGUUUUCAAGCAUGAACUGCUCGGUUCAAGUCCUGCCACAACAUCUCAAUAGGGAUUAGCUCUGGACUUUGACUAGACCAUUCCAAAACUUCAUAUUUGUUGCAUUUUAGCCAUUUCAUGUAGACUUGAUUAUGUGUUUUGGAUCAUUGUCUUACUGAAUGACCCAGCUGCACUUCAGCUUCAGCUCGCAGAUGGAUAG